Kluyveromyces lactis is the source of this 399-nucleotide messenger RNA. It is a transcript of the gene CKS1, whose product is annotated as cyclin-dependent protein kinase regulatory subunit CKS1. Gene Ontology annotation, molecular function: protein kinase binding; histone binding; cyclin-dependent protein serine/threonine kinase activator activity. Lineage: Eukaryota; Fungi; Ascomycota; Saccharomycetes; Saccharomycetales; Saccharomycetaceae. The coding region runs from base 1 to 399 and encodes 132 amino acids. The transcript has a single exon. The record is from RefSeq and is a predicted model, not a curated record. Gene Ontology annotation, cellular component: SCF ubiquitin ligase complex; cyclin-dependent protein kinase holoenzyme complex. Gene Ontology annotation, biological process: regulation of mitotic cell cycle.
AUGUAUUCGACGCACGCUUUCCAAGGCAGAAAGCUUUCUGAUCAGGAAAGAACGAGAGUUCUCGAAUUUCAAGAUAGCAUUCAUUAUUCACCAAGAUACUCCGACGAUACACACGAAUACAGACAUGUAAUGCUUCCCAAGGCCAUGCUAAAAGUGAUACCUUCUGAUUAUUUCAACGGAGACACUGGUACUUUGCGAAUCUUAACAGAAGACGAAUGGAGAGGGUUAGGAAUUACACAAUCUCUGGGAUGGGAACAUUACGAAUGCCAUGCGCCUGAACCACAUAUUUUACUAUUUAAGAGACCACUGAAUUACGAGGCUGAAAUACGUGCGGCGCAUGCUGCCGCACAGCAGCAGCAAAAAUCAAUUGCUGCAGGCCAACAAAGUCAAAAUAUAUGA